This is a messenger RNA of Camellia sinensis, 1107 nucleotides long. The record is from RefSeq and is a predicted model, not a curated record. Lineage: Eukaryota; Viridiplantae; Streptophyta; Magnoliopsida; Ericales; Theaceae.
AUGGCAGAAGAAGCGAGGACCGAGGAUGAAUCGCCAUUAGAGGAUGAAGAAGGAGGCUUGGUGGCCAUUCGAAAAACCCUAGAAGGGUUGGAUGAGGAAGUUCGAGCUCUGAAAAACUUGUAUCGAAUGAGUUCAGUCGAAGCGGGUGAAGGUACCAAGAAGGAUUUACAGAACACUCGACUCCCAAAAUCAAGUGGAAGAAGUGUAACUUUGGAGAAUGGAUCAAUUGCACCGAUACUUGGCAUUGGAGAUAUAGAUUUGAAGAUGACUUCUGGAAAAAUCUUAACUUUGAGAGAUAUGCGAUAUGUUCUUGAAGUUAGAAGAAAUCUUAUUAGUGGAUCGUGUUUAGUACAGUUAGGUUACAAAAUUGUUGUAAAUAGAACUUCUACUACUAGUGCUAGUGUUAUUCCUUUGAGAGAUGAUUCUAAACAUCUAGACAUAGAACCUAGAAAGAGUAAGAGAACUAUAAUAGAGAAAACCUCUGGAGAUGAUUUUUGUACCUUUUUAAUUGAAGGAGAACCAAAUACUAUUAUAGAAACUAUGUUGUCUUUAGAUGCACCAAUUUGGAAGGAAGCCAUUGAUAGUGAGAUUGAAUCUAUACUUCAAAAUAAUACUUGGGAGUUGACUAAUCUACCUCCUGGGAGUAAAGCUAUCGGUUGCAAAUGGGUAUUUAGAAAGAAAUUAAAACCUGAUGGAAAAAUUCAUCAAACGGACAUUAAAAUUGCUUUUUUGAAUAGAGAUUUAGAUAAAGAAAUUUAUAUGGAGCAACUCGAAGGUUUUGUGGUUAAAGGACAAGAACAUAAAGUUUGCAAGUUGGUUAAAUCUUUAUAUGGACUUAAGCAAAGUUUUAAACAGUGGCAUGAAAAGUUUGAUAAGAUAAUUUUAGAAUUUGGUUUUAAGAUCAAUGGGCAUGAUAGAUGUGUGUACUAUAAAGAAGAUAAUGAAGACAAGAAUUUGAAGAAAAAUAAUGGUGCACUUGUAUCUCAACUUAGAUAUUCUCAAAUUAUCGGAUCACUUCUCUAUAUUGCUAAUAAGACUAGACCUGAUAUUGUUUAUGCUGUUGGGAGAUUAAGUAGACAUACUUAUAUUCCUGGUAAAGAUCAUUGA